AUGGCCUGGUCAACACCCACACUCAGACUUCUCAUGAUCUAUCUCCCGUUCUUGCUGCACCUCGCACACAGCCAAACAACCUCAGCCGACUACUGCCAAGCGCUGGUCGACGUCCUCUCGAUCUGUCAACUCGAAACCUCGGGUUUCACCGCCCUGCCCUUCACGCAGCAACAGUCGUGUUACUGUGCCGAUACGUUGGGCACGCUGGCGUGGGGUCCUUCCACCUUCGACAAUAUUGCUUCGCUCUGCGCUUCGCAAUACGCUACUAUCGAUGUCACCAUCGCCAGCGACGCUAGGGUGCUCGAGGGUUUCUGCACUGACUAUGUCCCCGCGUCGCAGACCUCGGUGGCGCCACAGUCGUCAGUCGCUUCACUGACGGGAGCUGGUGUUGUGGCGACAGCGACGCCGCAAAACACGAUCCCCAGCACGUUCGCAAGCGUGACGAGUGUCGCGGGUGGGGCAGGCAGCGGUGCGCUCACUUCGGCAGGCCCAACGCCUAACUCUCCAGGGACGGAGAUCAGUGUGCUUACCGUGACGCAGACUUCUGUGCCGAUUUCGAGCAAGAAUGCGGCGGUGGGGGGGAUGUGUUGUCCGGGGAUGCAGGUUGUGGGCUAUGAUGUGGCUUUUGGUGCGGUGGUUCUCGGUGGAUAUCUGGUUGCAUGA
Exophiala bonariae is the source of this 663-nucleotide messenger RNA. RefSeq lists its product as uncharacterized. Lineage: Eukaryota; Fungi; Ascomycota; Eurotiomycetes; Chaetothyriales; Herpotrichiellaceae. The record is from RefSeq and is a predicted model, not a curated record. The transcript has 2 exons. The coding region runs from base 1 to 663 and encodes 220 amino acids.